Phanerochaete carnosa HHB-10118-sp is the source of this 252-nucleotide messenger RNA. RefSeq lists its product as uncharacterized. The transcript has a single exon. Gene Ontology annotation, biological process: DNA repair; telomere maintenance. The record is from RefSeq and is a predicted model, not a curated record. Gene Ontology annotation, molecular function: DNA helicase activity. The annotation marks the transcript as partial. Lineage: Eukaryota; Fungi; Basidiomycota; Agaricomycetes; Polyporales; Phanerochaetaceae.
GCUAACAGUGCCUUUGCCCACUUAAACACCAAGCAAUGUGCAAUCUUCCAUACCAUUGUUGAUGCAGCAAUGCACAAACGACAGCUGCUUGCUUUUAUUGAUGGCAAAGCAGGUCAAGGCAAAACAUUUCUCAUCAAUGCUUUCUGUGAUUAUCUAUGCACACAAAAAGUGAUUGUACUGCCAACAGCAACCUCUGGAUAUGCAGCUCAGCUGUACUCUGGGAGUCGAACAACCCAUUCAACCUUCAAGGUA